ACAAGAUGGAGAGGCGUCUUGAGUGCCAAAUCUCUGCAAUCCCAGAACGCAGUGGACUGCAGGGUGGCCCCGUCUACAACCCUAGAGCGGCUCAGAGUACCACAUAGCAGCCAAGUCUAGCGGGGCGGGCGGAGGGCAUUGUUUGAGGAGGUCACCCUGGAGACCAGUCGCGGAGUUCAGGGGGAGUGCGCCGGCAGCCGCUGGCAGAGGGAGACCUGGCAGACAGAGCCAGGCUGCUUGCCCCGUGCCCGCAGUGAAUGAGCCGAAGUCCAGGUGGCCCCCUGCAGAGCAGCUCUCGCCACCCUAGCUGGGCUGUAGUGUGAUGAUGUCAGACUUCCCUAAGGACAAAGCUGCUCGUACUCUGAGGAAAGGUGGGAGCGUGGACUCUCCAAGUGGUCAUGAUUUCCGCCGGAAGGAAGGUCCUGGGCGCACCAGAGACUCUAUGAGUACCGUGUCUUAUAUGGAUGAACCAGGCCAACGUGACGAGGUCUCUCGCCUUCCAGUCCAGAUGGAGAACACCUACCAGUUGGGUCCUAUCAAACAUUUUCCUGUGGUCACUGUUAAUCAUAUCUUGCAAGAUGUGUUGACUGACUAUCUGCAAAAAGAAGAAUAUGAACCAGAGUUCUGCAGACAGAUAACUAAAACAAUUUCAGAGGUUAUUAAAGCCCGGGUCAAGGAAUUGAUGAUUCCACGGUACAAACUAAUUGUAAUGAUUCACAUUGGACAACUGAAUGGUCAGAGCAUACUUAUUGGAAGCAGAUGCCUCUGGGAUCCUAAAAGUGAUACAGUUUCAUCCUAUGUUUUCAGAAAUUCUUCUCUCUUUGCUCUUGCAAAUGUCUACGCAGUUUACUUUGAGUGAUUGAAA
Messenger RNA from Ictidomys tridecemlineatus (thirteen-lined ground squirrel), 865 nucleotides. RefSeq names its product dynein light chain Tctex-type family member 5 (gene Dynlt5). The record is from RefSeq and is a predicted model, not a curated record. Lineage: Eukaryota; Metazoa; Chordata; Mammalia; Rodentia; Sciuridae. Gene Ontology annotation, biological process: microtubule-based movement. Gene Ontology annotation, molecular function: dynein intermediate chain binding. Gene Ontology annotation, cellular component: cytoplasm; cytoplasmic dynein complex.